AUGUUUGAUUUUGAUGAUUCCAUGCUUAGUAAUAAUUUGGAAGGUAGAGAUUAUAGUACAAGAAACUCAACACAGAGGAAACCAGUGCAAAAAGGAAAGCCACAACCACUGACAAUAUUCAAUGAAACAGAUUUAGGUAAACAAACAAAAGCAAGUAAGAAACCACAGGGGACUGAACAAAAGUCACACAGACACGAAAAAACGCCACACGACGACCGCCUCGCCUUUACUACUGGCCGCCACAACGACAACCACCACGCAAGAAACAACAACAGCAGCAGAUCUAAUGAAAAACACAACGUCAAAUUCAAAAACACAAAUAAUAAUAAUAAAAAUAAAUAUUAUAGUAAAAAUAAUAAUUAUAAUAGUAAUAAUAAUAAUAAAAAGAAAGAUUGGAUUAAUAAUUGGAAUGCUGCAGAUGUGGGAAACAGUUACGUUGAUAAGAGAGAGCUUGUCACCCAUGUUAAUCAGACCAAUGAUUUAGCUGACAUGUCUGAUGAUUUGAAAAACUUAUGCAAGAAGUAUCGAACGAUGGAGGAUUGGAUGAGGAUUCACUCGUUAAGUUAUUUGAAACUCGACAUGAAACACCUGCUAUCUCUGGCCAAAUUCAAAAGACCGAAAAUGAGUAAGACAACCGGAAAGUUACAGCAAUGCAUGGAGUUUCAGCGGUCUGAUGUGGAUAGCUUCCACAGCCGACUUCAAGCGGCAAUUGAAGAAUACUCGGUGAAAAUUAAAGAAUACUUCAAAGGAACAAAAAGAUAUUUUGGCGAUGUGAGAGGUGACAGAGUAGCAGUCGUGCUUGACUGCUCUGAAGAUAAUUUCGUGCACAACAGGCGAAUGUUGUACAUCAGUGCCUUGAAACGGAUUAUUUGUAUAGCGCCUUUUCUUACUGCUUCUUCUUUUCCGACUGCUACUACCGCGACUGCUACAACAACUGCUGCUUGUGCUGCUACAGUUGCUACUUAUAAAGCUACUUCUAUUGCUACUGAUACUACUGCUAAACAACUAGUGCAAGAGCAGUUAUCAAAUAGGAGGAGUUUAUUCUUGGCGGCUUACAACAGCAGAUAUUAUAAGUUGUGGAGUUCUCCGGAGUUUAUAAGCCAAACAAAGCCUGAAUGCGGCUUGCAGAUGAUAUGUGACUAUGUUGAAAGGAGGCUGCUAUCCUUGAAUGUGUGUGUGCAUUUUGUAUCUUUUGAAUGCUACGACGAAGCUACUAAUGAGUUAAUGAGAAGAUUUGCCAGCGAUACGGGCGGUGUCUACCAUUGCUUCAAUAAGAGAUUCGAACAGAAGUUGAAUUACACGAGCUCAGAGCUGGAAUUGCUACUUAAGGAGGUAAAGAAAUGCCAGCAGGUCCUCCUCUCCAUAUACAACAUCAGGACCGGAAUGCUUGGAACUGCCAUCGUUAAAAUCAUUGAGGAGAUCAGCCAAGAAUUGAGUCAAUAUCCUUUCAACCAAUCACUGCCUUCAAACCAUUUCCAGCCCCUCCAACUCGAGCCAAUCACAUUCAAGCAAGACACCUCACAUGAUUGGCUGUUGAGAAAUGGGUUAAAAGCCAAAAACCUUGACAUUUACCAAGUCUUAUCUCGCAAUGCCUUCUCCUACCGUCAGCAGUUUGUGCACGUGACGGGGAAAACCGUACAAUCAUUGGUCAACGAACGGGCGAUGGUACAAUUUCAUUGGUCGGACGGAUCGAUAAAAAAUGUUCACGUGAACUUUCUUGAACUUCAAAAGUAUCAAGGUCAACUCGGAGAGAUGGUCGGAUUGCUGGAAAAGAGGGUCGAGUGGCUGGAGAAAGGAAGUAGAAGAUUGUUCGGUAGUGUUACUGAAGAAAAAUGUUCUUUGGAAAUUAAAAUGUGGAGGAAAACAUUGGUUGAACCAAAUGGCGAUCAGCUGCAAUUAGCCUGGAAAUGGAUACAAUCGUUGAAGUGCUCGGGCAGUCGCAACACAUUGAGCGGUGUAAUGAUGGUCAUCGAGAAUGAUGAGAUGACCAAGUUCCCUCUAGGUUUAUAUCUGAUGACCACGGGUGCCCCAGACCAAUCACGUGAUUUGGUGACGUCAUACUUGGAAGAGCACUGUCUGGAUGGUGACGUAAAACUUCACGUCAUCUACACUUCCGUCGAUGAUUACGAACCCGCCAUCAAACGACUUGACCUUUCACCUUACCCGAAUACGGGGGGCUACAGGGCAAUCACAAACGGCACCCCUAUUUUAAAUGACGUCAUGAUCUUUGACCCUAAUUCACCCCUAGUGCCGCCAGCUAACUUAACCGACUUUUAUGACAACUUACGAUUUACGGAUCAACUAAACCAAAUAGCAUUCAAUAAACAUGCCAACCUGAUUGCUGAUCAAGAAACUGGGUCAGAGCGACCCAGAUAUAUGUCAAGGAACGUAUCAUAUAUCAAUCCAAGCAUUGCACCAUUAGACACAUUAUUUACAAUCAUAAUAGUCGUAAUAUUAACUCUACAACUCAAACAAAACUCCAACCAAUCAGACAUCAUAGAGAGCGAUGACGUCACGCUCUUGAGGGACGAAAUGGAAAAGGCGAAAGAACAUUCUAGAAAGUGCACGCAGCUUGUUGAAGCCGUCAGAUCAAAAAAUCGUCUGUUGCAUGAAGAAAAUAGAUCACUCCUCUCACUAAAGCAAACUAUUUUAUCGGCGGCCAGACAGAACCAUAUAAACGAAAAAGAGAAAAUCAAAAGAAGGGUCACAAAGAACUUGGCCUAUAUGGGCGGGUCAAAGUUCAGGCCCUCGAGUGCCCCUCAAGAAAGUUAUGGUCGAGUCAGGGGUGAGAAUAACCCGUCGGAUUAUGAUGAGAAAGACACAAACGUAUAUAGACACAUAUUACUGAAAAACGAUCAAUUGAUUAUCAUUGAAAACGAAGUUAAAGUAUUGAUAAAGAAAUAUUUACUAAGACUGAAAUGGCUCUACACAGGAAGCCGGAGAUAUUUCGGUCAAAUUUUAGAAGAUAGUUGCAUCAUCAUCAUCGACACUUCCGGUUCGAUGGUUGACCACGUGACUGAAGUUAAAAGUGCACUGAAGCUGCUACUGGACGAGCAGAUCGCCCACGUCUGCAAGCUUUUCAACAUCCUAACCUUUUCAAACGAAGUUCGUGCCUGGAAGUUGCGAAUGACUGGAGUGAACGAGGAGACGUUGAGGCAAGCGAGGGAGUGGGUUGAUGAGAACCUCAAUGCUCACGGAAACACGUGCACUCUCCAUGCACUGCAGAUUGCAUUUAAAAUGUCGGAAGCCAGCUCCAUCUACUUGCUGACCGACGGGCGCCCAGACACAACCAUGUCGCUGAUUGGUCAGGAGGUAGGUCAGAUGAAUAUUAAUAAGGGCAGUAAUAACCGGGUCAAGGUCAACACUAUAUCUUUCAACUGCAAUGAUGAACAAGCCAAUUCAUUUUUAAAAAAACUGGCACACGAGAAUGGUGGUAGGUACAUGCGACUCAGCCCUGGUCGUAAUGUUUCAUUGUUGUUGGACACCAUGGUAACUCGGGGCUUUUCAGAUUAUCAGCUGUCAACAUUGGGCGCAGAGGAGGGAGAUGACGUGGAGGAAGUGUGCAAGGAAGUCAGCAAGCUCUCCACGAUUCUCAACGACAUCCACAACUACAAGCAGUUAAAUAAUGAAUGGAACAUGACGUAG
This is a messenger RNA of Helobdella robusta, 3645 nucleotides long. RefSeq lists its product as hypothetical. Lineage: Eukaryota; Metazoa; Annelida; Clitellata; Rhynchobdellida; Glossiphoniidae. The coding region runs from base 1 to 3645 and encodes 1214 amino acids. The transcript has 26 exons. The record is from RefSeq and is a predicted model, not a curated record.